AUCCACCAAAACGGUGUCUCCAAAUUAACAUUUAACCGGAACAUUUCUAAAAGCUAGAGUUCCACCAAUCCUAAAAGCCUAGAAACCACUUUCUCUGGAAGUGCUUUUAACAAGCAGAUUCUCAUUCUACACAUUUUUGUUAACUUUCUAACCUUGUUUUCUCAGUCUUCAGCAAAACUCCAUCUCAACAAUACCUUUGUUUUUUCGUCAAUGGCCAUGUCGAUCGGAUGCUCAAUAAGUUCUCCUUGCAGUUCUAGACGUUUGCAGGCUUCAGUUUUUAGACCUAGUUGUCUGAGUACUAAUCACGGGGACAGAUGUCGGUAUCUCGGAAAUCGGAACUUCUUGCAGACCCUCGUGAAGAUCCAAAAUGGUAGCCAGAAAAAGAUGGACGUGGUUGUCAAUGGUGUGGAACCAGGAGCUCCUCUUCCUUCUGGUCCUUCCGGUAAUAAUUGGAAACUAUGGCUUGUGGGGAUGCUUUUCUCAGUAGUUAUACCCUUUUGGAAAAACAAAUGGUGGCCAUUGCUAAAAUUCAAAGAGACAUUUUCAACGGCGCUGGAUACAGUGGAAGAUGUGGCAGAAAUGGUAGAGAAGGUGGCCGGGGAAGUGGAGAAGGUGGCCGAUGACAUUGCCGAUCAUCUUCCAGAAGGAAAACUUCAAAGGGCAGCAAGGAUUGUUGAGAGUGUGGCAAGAGAAGCAGCCAAGGAUGCUGCGCUAGCAGAUGAUCUCAUUGAGCAGGUUGAGGGUGUCGAAAAGGAAGUGGACUCUGUCAUUGAGCAAGCCAAUCAGAAAAUCAAAGAAGAAGAUGAUACAGAAAAUCAGGCAGCAAAAAUCAAAGACGCGACGGAGAUUAAAGCUAAGAUAGCAGAGAUCAAAGAAGUGAAUGCUGUUAAAAACGAGACAAUAAAAAGCUGAGGCAGCCUGCUAACUCAAAGUAGCAACUCAUGUAUUUUAUUUUAUGGAAAACUAGAUUUUAAUUCUUAAAUAAAAUGAAGUUCAAAAAAAUGUUUUAUACAAGAUUAAAAAUAAUUUUAGUCCUUAGAUUCUAUUUAAUGUCACUAUAUGCAUUUAAUA
This is a messenger RNA of Malus domestica (apple), 1071 nucleotides long. RefSeq lists its product as uncharacterized. NCBI's taxonomy places the organism in Eukaryota, Viridiplantae, Streptophyta, Magnoliopsida, Rosales, Rosaceae. The record is from RefSeq and is a predicted model, not a curated record.